Molecule: messenger RNA, 1551 nt
Organism: Pestalotiopsis fici W106-1
Lineage: Eukaryota; Fungi; Ascomycota; Sordariomycetes; Amphisphaeriales; Sporocadaceae
Exons: 1
Coding region: 1-1551 (516 amino acids)
Source: RefSeq, a predicted model, not a curated record
AUGUCAAUGGACAAGCUCAGUCCCGAAAUCGUCUCCCUCGUGGUUUCGCAUUUCCUUGCAAAGCCGCAGUCCGUCGCACCUAUUCUGCUCAGCCGGCCUCUACUUGGCCGGCUUCCUCUUGGCCGGGCUCCUACAAAGCCACAGCGCGGCCCGUAUACCCUCUCACGCACCUGGCAGCGCGCCGUGGAGACGCACACUUUUGCCAGCAUCCGCCUGAAAAGCACCGAGCUGUCGGAAUUUGCUGCCAUCUUCUCUGAUGUCCGCCGCCAGCGGCUCCUUCGCCACCUCACGUUUGUCGUGUGCUUGCCUACCCACGGCGACUCCCGGGAGGACCACGCCACGAAUGUGGCGGCCUUUACUGAUGCGCUAAAGGAUCUCUUGGGUCUUCUCGCACAAUGGGAUCAGAACGCGGCCGGCGGCGAGGCUCUGCCGGACCUCAAACUCUGGCUGUGGUUUGCCUACGACAUUCGCUCAGAGGAUGGCCCGGUGGAUCACCACUUCAACGCGGAGAAAUCCAGCGCAGCUCGUCGCUACCUCGAUGGAAACUUUGAUGGGUUUCCUCUUGUCCAAAGGAUCUCAAGCUUCAAAAUUGAUGUUUCCCUCGGCAAGGCACCUCACCCGGGUACCAUAUGCCGGAUCGCAGGUCUGUUCCCACGGCUGCAGGAGCUCGAUAUUGAGUACCGCGACCCGGCAAUCAAACGGCGCGAAAUGCGCAGAGAACAUCGCCUCGCAUUGGCUGCUGGGCUAAAGGACAUGUGCUCGCUACUUGGCCUCACCAAGCUCCACGUCAGGCGCCAGGGCGGAUGGGAUCCAAGGAACCACAGCUUCACCUGUCAGGAUCUCGAGGACGAGGAACACAUAGACCCCCUCUGCGAAUCCAUUCGACAAGUCGCUGAGCAGGGAAGAUUGACUGACCUGAAGUUGAAUAACGUGCUCGUCUCGCCCGACCUCUUCCGGAACCGUCGAUCUGGCGCAGUCUCCGAAGACAGGCCAAUGCCAGCGUUGCGACGGCUCCACAUUGAGGACGGAAUAAUAUCUCCUAGCGGUAAAUGGUACUAUACGGGCAACCCGAAUGCCGUCGAGGCGGAGUCGUCACGCAAUUCUGCUGAGCCCGACGACGAAGACGACGAGCUUAGUGACAGUGACUCCGAGAUAAGUAACGACGAAGAUGACACAGAUCGCGACGUCAUUGUCAAUGGAGAGCGGCCGGUUCACAUGUGGCGAACGCGCCCGGACCCCGAAACGUUUGAUCCCCUGAUUGCAGACAUGGCUACUGCACUUCAGCGCAUGCCGGCCCUCGAGAGGGCUUGCUUGGACAUUGGAGGCAACCUCGAAGGAUCAGUGGCAGUCAUUAUCCAGUGUGUACAAAGAGGCCAAGGUUUCUUCAUGCCGCCAGAUCGAAUUCAGGACACGGAGGCGGCCAAGCAAGUAGCCAGAUGUAAAGCGUGGGUUGGCGCCGCUACCGAGUGGGAGGUGCCCAGAGAGGCCACGGCCGCGUGGAAGGCAUGGGUAGGAGAAGAAGGACAGACCAAUGUGGCAAGAUGGGGUUAA